Nerophis lumbriciformis (worm pipefish) is the source of this 7965-nucleotide messenger RNA. The record is from RefSeq and is a predicted model, not a curated record. NCBI's taxonomy places the organism in Eukaryota, Metazoa, Chordata, Actinopteri, Syngnathiformes, Syngnathidae.
AUGGAAAGCCGUGAUUUCGCUCCACCGCACCACCUCCUGACGGAGCGGAGCGCGCUGGUUCACAGCGCCGCGUCUCGGAUGGCGACAGGCGGCCACGGCUCCGUGCAGCACCCGGCGCACUUCCAGCCGGGCAAGUAUUACUCAUCCCAUCUCUCCAUGGCUCCGCACUCAGGUGCUUCCUUUAUGGGUUCCUUCCUGUCCAGCAGUUUGGGGUCACCGGCCGCCCACCCGCCUCACCCCUCGGGACCCGUUUCCUCCCCAUCCUCUCCAUCGUACAGGAGCGGACCCCAUUCCAACGCCUCCCCUAUCUGGUUCCCUCAUUCGCACGAAGGGUACCCCAGCUAUUCAGGAAGUCUUGCCUCCCCUUUUCUUCCCAUGAGUCCCUUGGAUCCCCAUAACAACAGUCUUUAUGGACAGCAUCGCUUCUUUGAAACUCAAAAAGACCACUUCUACCUGAGAGGCCUUCCUACCCAGCCCCCUCUGCUGUCCACCAAUCACAGCCUUCCCCCACUGACCAGAACCGGUUCCGGGCACUCGCUCAGCUCCUGCAGCCGAGAAACGACUAGUGCGGGAGGAAGUGGCAAGAGCACCAGGGACUCGGGCGAGAAAGUUGUUGCAUCGUUGUCGAAAGAGAAAGAAAGGUCGAGCAGUAAGGAGCGCCACCAGGAACACAAAGACAAACACCAGCAGACAAGCCCUGCUGCCACUCCAUCAAGCUUUCAUCACAAAGCCUACCCGCAUGCACCGCAUGCUCCCCAGCUUCACCUUACGCCCCAAAGCAGGGAGGAGGAUUCCAGACACCCUCUGGAGCGACACAAGGAGCACAGAGACAGUGACAGCCAGGGAGGAGGGAAACAUUUGAGUGCCUGUAAACUUUCUAGUGUUUCCGGUGCAGAGACUGGCUCAUCUGAGAAAGGGAGCACAUUAAGCAGCUGUAGUGGGGGCGGAGCUGGUAGAACUCCUUCUGGAGGCAGUAGGCGUUGCCAUAGAGAACCCAUAAACGGGGAUAUGAGGAUCAGUGACUCUUCAACUGCCUCCUCGGAAUGUAUAAGAAGAGGUGCGGCCGCAGCCACAGCUAUCUUGGCACCCACUCAUUCUGUGGCUUCCUACUCAAUGCCUCCUCCACCUCCGCCACCCCCGCCUCAUACCUUGCACAUGGGCUCAGCAGUAGUAGGAAGCUGGCUUCACCCACAUCACCAUCCGCAUCCUGAGUUUUACUGCCCUCCAGCACCUCUUACCAUCGUACCUUCCAAAGAUCCGCUUUCCGCCGGGUCUAGCAGGGAGGCAAAAAUCAUAGGCCCGACAUUUGUCCCCUCUGCUGGUCCGCUGGGAGAUCUGGCAACCCCCGAGUGUCGUGUCGCGGGAUCUGGUAGUAAAAAAGGGGAGGACAGGAAUGGAGAUGGAUCUUAUGAAAGCCCCUCUCAGCACCUCAGUCGCCUUAGCAGUUGCCAGAAGAAAGACAAAUCCCAAACACAUAUGCAGCAGCUGGGAUAUGGCAAGGCUGACAAACCUCCCGACUGGAGCCAACAAACACAGCACUUCCAAAAACACAAUCCCAAUGCGAGCUCUCAGCCGGAGCUGCGAUCCUGCAGCCUGGAAACAACCUCAUCUCUCAGAGAUGUGGAGCUUGUGGAGGAUGUUUACCGACCCUCACUUCCACCAGAUACCCAGGGGACGUACCUUGGGGCCGGACGGUGGUCCACAUCCAAGAAUGGCUCUCCACCUUUUAAGGACUGUUCUCAAUCCGGAUCUGACGGAAGAGUAGGGGCUGCGGUUCAGAGGGAGGGACAGAAGGUGGCAAGGAUACGACACCAGCAGCACAACAGCCACAGCACUGAUGAAAAGGGCAGAGACAGUUGUCAAGGGACAACACCUUGUGGUGCUCGAAGAGGGCAACAGGAAGACCAGAGAAAUGAGUCCCGUUAUACAUCUGCUAGCAAUAGUGACGUAAGGGCCACCCCAGGCCCUAACAAAGACAACAACCAGUCAACUUCAGGAGAGGGCAAUGCCAUGAAGAACUUGAUGAACUACAGCUCCCAGCAGCCUCUACUACUGCCCCAGCGGAGCCCCUUUGGAGGCUUGGGCUGCCUCAAGCAGGGCGGAGAGAGAUCAGAGAAGGGGGAAAGAGGCGGAGGCAGAAACAGCUCCUUACAAGACCCACCCAAACAGUCGCUCCCUCCUCGCAGAGGCUCCUCUAACGAGGGAGAGAAGGGCGACAAAGGUGGGAGGGAGGCCGGGGAAGCGGGAGAAGGGGAGGUAAGGCAGCCUCCGGUGGGUAUUGCAGUAGCCGUGGCCAGGCCCCCCCAUCGUUCUCCAGACGACACCCCUGGACACAGCAGACAGAGUAGAGUGCUGCCCAGCAUGAAAGGAGUGUCCCGACCCGUGUAUCCACUUGGCCGUGAGGCAGAGGAAAGGAAGAGGAUGACAGAGGAUCAGAUCAGUGUUCAUCACCUGGACAGGGACAGAGAAUUGAUCAUUAGGGACAAUAAGGAUCGAAUGGAGUUUGCUAGGAUCCACCCAUCAAGUAGUUGCCAUGGUGACUUGACCUCUCACCUUUUGGUGCCUGGAGGCGCAAGCCAGUUGGGGACAGACGCUGCCACACACGCUCACCAUUGGAUGCAGAGAACAGGAAGUCCUUCCCUCUGGAUGGGACAUUCAUAUAGUGAGUUGGGAAUGAGUGCCAGCUUCCCCCCAGGUUUACCCAGCCCUCUUCAGCCUGUGCUUGGCUCACUCACCCAAGACCCCAGCUCGCCGCUGAUGGUUCUUCCCACAGAGCCUGGGCCUCAUCAUCACCUUGACGUUUUAGAACAGUCAGGUCUGUGGCCUCCGGUCUACGGUGGUCGUGGCCCGCCCCCUCACCUACAGCACCACCCCGUCUACUCUCGAUCCUCAUUUCUACGGCAACAGGAGCUCUACGCGCUACAACAGCAAAGGGCAUUGGAACAUUUGCAACGUCAUUCCUUAGGACAGCGAAAACAUGACGAGCACGCCGCUCUAAUCGAAGACUCUCCAACAGCGUCGAGAACGCCUUCAUCAUCCUCCUCUUCCACCUCGUCCUCUCAUGUGACCAAGCCCUUCUCGCACACGCCUCCCCCACCAAAGACAUCCACUGCGUCACCGGGGCUGUGUCCCACCAGUCGUCAGUCUCCCUGCUAUCAUUCCCCCUCCAGGCGAAACCACCCGCCCAAUCCUUUGACCCCUGCCCCAAGCCCGGCUGCGGCUGCCCCUCGCUCUCCGGCACUCAGCCCUGCUCCGUCGCUUCUACCCAAAGGUCUGGAGAGGACCAGUGACCGGGGAGAGGGGCAGCCACCUCACGACUUCCCAGAAUCCCUAGAGCCCGACUUGCCACCUGUUUACGCCUUCCCACCACUCUCCAUGGGAUUCAAGGCUGGACCCUCGCCGCCAGAGGCCCGCUUGGCUGAGCAAGCCUCACAGGAAGCAGAGCCGGCGGAGCCUGACUCAAAGUCUCUCCAGCCUCUGCCCCACGUCCCUCCUCUCACUAAAGAUGAGACCAGGAGGAAAGAAGAAGAAGAGGAGGAGGGAGACUGUGAAGUGGUGGAAUCCCACAGUGGACCCCCAGAAGAAAAGAAGAGUCAAGAGGAUGGAUGCUCUGUUCCGGAUCAUGAAAAGACUACUUCUGGCCUGCUGCCUUGCCCUUCCCAAUCUUCUGUCCCGGAUCCAACCAGCCCUGCCGCGGCCGCGAGCAAAGCCCCAAAGCAAGCUGAGAUAUCCAAAGACGAUGAGGUUGAGAAGGAAUGCGGAAAAGAGGAGCUCCCAGGCAAAAAAAUGGAGUGUGAACCAUUCAACUCCACUGCACAAGAGAGAGAAGAGGAGGAAGAGGAAACAAAUCAACAUGAAGAAUUGGUCGUCGACGGUGAAGAAGAAGCGAUUGAAAGAACUGGAGAUGACCAGGAAGGAUCUCGAGCCAACUCGCCAUGCUCAGAUGGGCUUCCCUCUAUUUCUGGAAGUAUGGCAGCCCAGCAGGAAGGUGCCUAUAUGUGGAGUUUGGAACUUCUCAUUGCCGCCGCCCUGUGCGCCACCCGAGAUGCCUUGCAAGCAUCGGUACCCGUGCCCCGGCCUCCUAGUCCCAUGGUCCAUCAUGGUAUGGAGAUUCUUGGAGAACUGGCUGAGCUAGAGAUACAGCAGAGGAGUCUGGAGGGCAAAGAGAACCAAGACGAAGGUGAGCGCAUGCUGACCUUUGACCUGCACAGUCUGGCGACGCUGGCGGCCGCCCGGGCCUUGGAGAUGAGGGGCGAGGUGCCUCGCGAUGGCGCUGAGCAAGAGUGUCCAAUUAGGAGAAGGCUGAAUUUGCGCAGGAAGUGCAGCUGGACGCCUCGUCAUGAGCCGGUGUGUCCAGUGAAGGGCUCCAUGGAGACGAUGGGAGGGGAGGAGCUGGCCAUGCGUGUCCAGCUGGCUGAGCUACAGCGCCGCUACAAAGAGAAACAGAGAGAAUUGGCCAAGCUUCAGAGGAAACACGACCACCAGAAGGAGGAAACGUCUCGUAGCCCUGCCCGCAGGGGGCCAGGACGGCCCCGCAAGCGCAAGUCCACCCCCGGCGCGCAAGCUCCAGACUCCGCCAAAAGACUCAGGGCUGGUGUUAAUUUACAGGAUGAAGAAAGAGUCAGUAAGAAGCAUGACUUCAGCAGACUCAGCGCCACACGGUUAAAAGCUGGCUGUAAGCACAGAGGUCGGCCCAGUGCUUUGAGUUCCAGGCUGGCCAAGCGGGUGAGCCAGCUGAAGGAGAAGGCCGCGGCCCAGCGUGCCGCGCCAUCAGUGGGCAUGCUGCGCUGCAGAGUAGCCACCGAAGCAGAAGAGGGGCCAAAGAGUCACUUUGGACACGCAGGAGCAGACUCACAACAGGAAUGGGAGGCCAGUCAGACCGUUAAAAGAAAGAGGGGUCGCAAACCAAAGGCGUUGAUCAGCUUCGACCCAAGCAGAGCUGCUAGCUCGAAUCGUGCCACCGAGAAACAGGAAAGCAGGGAAGGGAGUGACAGCGAGAGUUCGGGACAUGAGGAUGAGGAGGACUGUAGCUGCAACAGUGAUGAGGGAGCCUGCGACAUCAGAAUUAGCUCAUCCGGCAAAGAAGCUCCUUCAAACUCUUUUUCGGCCCAGUCGUCUAAACUGCACUCAGCCCAGAAAAUCUCUAAUAAUAAACCAGGACUUCCAGGUGAGAUCUUAACCAUAGCCGUCGCGGACCAGAGAAAGGCCCACAGGAAGCAGUGCCUAGCCAAGUGCAAAAGUGAACAUCGCGGAUUGAGAAGAGCUUCUCUUCCCGGCUGGGUGGCCUCUGCAGCGGGCUGCGCUUUUGGGGACGGCCGGGGAAGCCACGCACCUCUGCUAGAAGAUAACAGGAAUUGCAAGGAAGCCAUGAGGAGAGACUCAGCAUUGCACAGUAAUGCUGGAAAGGCUCAGGGUCACGCAGUCAGCCGACUCCUGCAGAGCUUCACCGCAGACGACGGCUUUCGCUUGGAUGAAGACAGCAGCUUCUCUGAGGGUGAGGAAGAGGAUGAGGAAGAGGAAAGCAAACAGACCACAGUGCACCUUCCUCCCAAAAUGCCUUGCAAAAUACCCGCCUUGCCCAAUUGCGUGCUGAGUAAAGAGAUGCUAGUUGACGGAUUGAAGAUUUUGAUAUCUAAGGAAGACGAAUUGCUCUACGCCGCCCUUGUCCAGACUCUGGAUCUUCCUGAUAUAUUUAGUGUCGUCAUUGAAGGGGAGCGCGGGAAUCGCCCCCGGAUCUAUUCACUGGAGCAAAUCCUGCAGGAAGCUGUUCUGGACGUCCGGCCCCAGACUGAGUCCAUCCUGAUGGCAGGGACGCGAGUUUGUGCCUACUGGAGCGAGCGCUCACGGUGUCUUUACCCCGGUUAUGUCCACCGAGGGGGUGCAAGUGAAGAAAAGGAAGGAAGCGUAAUGGUGGAGUUUGAUGAUGGGGAUAGAGGACGGAUCACACUCGCUAAUAUUAGACUUCUGCCACCUGGAUACCAAAUCUGCUGUGCGGAACCGUCCCCUGCGCUUCUAAUGACACCGGGCCGGCGAUGUCGACGUAGCUCUACACAGGAGAAGAAAGACACGCCCUCAGAGAAAUCAACAAAUGAGGAACAAGCAGGGAAACCUCAGGAGAAGAGACCAGUUGGCAGGCCCAAGAAAAUCCACUCAGUGCCUACAACUGCCAGCACAGCAACAUUAGAGUCAGAUUCGCGAAGCAAAGGCAACACUUCCUUGGUGAGCUGGUCCGCACCCAGGAAGAGACCCCCGGUCGACUUCUUCCUCUUCAACGGGACUUCCCGUAAGACCCAGAAGAGAUUUCGAGAGCGAGACAUGGGGUUGUUUCAUCGCCCUGCCUCCCACUUGCUAAUGCCCACAACCCCCCUAAAGGGUAUCUUUGGCUCCCCUUUUGCAGUUGACUCUUUUAGUAGCAUUGCCAAUGGCUACUCCGCCUUUGGAAGUUGCGGGAACACUGGAUCGUCACGAAAUGCGAGCGCAGGAUCCUCAACCGGGACCCGAGACCCUUCUAAUUCCUCCUCAGUUGUCAGUACGACAAUGGCGGUAGGGAGCAAGAAGCCAGUUAGCGAACGGGACAGAAAACAGUUCCUGAUCAAGCUUGAUCACGAGGGGGUGACCUCACCUAAAACGAAGAACAGCAAGGCCCUACUCCGACUUGGAAAUGGAAGCAAAGGAGGUAGAACCUUGUCCUCUACGGGUACGCCACACAGAUACAUACACCCUUCCGUACUCGCGAAGGAUGGAAAGAAGACAGGAAGGGAAAACCCUGGAGCUAGACCGGAUUCUCUUAUAAAAGACAGCACCCCUUUGCAAAAAGAUCUUGUGUCAGCCAGCCAUGGUAGCCAAACAGGAGAUUACAGUUUGGACUACCACAGCGACUGCCCGAGUUCCUACUCUGAAUUGGAUGAGGACGAUGAAGAUGGUGGUCACGAAGCUAGGGCGCGAAGAAGAGGCUCAGCAUCUACGUCUCAUCGUAGCGGCCGCUUUCUCUCCAGACUCUCAGUUUGUUUCUCCUCUUCCUCAUCGUCAUCGUCUUCCUCUGGCUCCAUAUCAUCCUCAUCCCUCUGUUCCUCGGACAACGAUUCCUCCUACUCAUCAGAUGAAGAGUCCUCAUCUGUUCUUUUGCGGCGUGCUCUGCUCCAGCAGGACAAACACAAGAACAGACAGAACCUGAGCUCAGAUUCCACCAAUCCCAACCCGUCUACCACAGUCCCAGUUAAUCCUUAUGUGGCCAAGGCAGGUAUGGUCCACUCUGGAUCAAAGGUGAGACCAGAAGACAGGACAGAAUAUAUGACCAAAGGAAAUAUGUCAGCUAACAGUAGUUCAGCUAAAACCCAACUGAAGAGAAAGGAAGACGUUACGAAUAGCCACCUACAAGGUCAGAGAGGCCCUAAACCGUCCACCAAGGACCCGACAACAACUAAGAGGCAAAGGAUGUCCUCACCUGAGCCUCAAAGCAACAUAACUCCACUACUGCCUGGACGCCAGCUAUGGAAAUGGUCAGGCAACCCAACACAGAGAAGAGGUCUGAAGGGUAAAGCUCGCAAGCUAUUCUACAAGGCCAUCGUGCGCGGCAAGGAGACGGUGCGGGUCGGCGAUUGCGCGGUUUUUCUGUCGCCCGGCCGUCCCCAGCUACCUUACGUCGGCAGAGUGGAAAGCCUGUGGGAGUCAUGGAGCUCUAGCAUGGUUGUCAGGGUCAAGUGGUUCUACCACCCCGAGGAGACUCGCUUGGGGAAGCGACACUGCGACGGCAAGAACGCCUUGUACCAGUCGAGCCACGAGGACGAAAACGACGUCCAGACCAUCUCGCAUCGUUGCCAGGUGGUCAGCCGAGCCGAGUACGAUCACUUGAUCCGCGAGCACAAGUCUGGCGCCACGGCCAAUGAUCUUUUCUACCUGGCCGGCACGUACGAGCCCACCACAGGCCAACUGAUCGGCGCUGACGGCAUGGCUAUCGUUUCAUAG